CCGGAUCGUAGGGUUAUGUGCACCUCUAACGGUCUUACGUCGCCAGACGCACACCAAUUCGUAAAACUCAAAGUUCAUCCCUUUCCUGACAUUCCCCCCCAAAUCUCCAUGUUUCUUCGUUUUCAAAUUGGGGGAGAAAGACAAGGACAAAAACGUUAUUGUUCUUCUCCCCACACACUACAAUUUACAGACUUCCAUUUGAUCGUCUUUUGUAUAUAGAUACACGCAUUUAUAUACAUAUUUAUACGUAUAUAUAAUUUGUAAUAAUGUCGGAAGAGGAGAAGUUGCUGAAAGAUGCGAAGAAAUUGCCAUGGGAGGCUCGAUUGUUACACAAGAACUGGAAGGUGCGUAACGAUGCCAACAUUGACCUUGCCGCCCUCUGCGACUCUAUCAUUGAUCCUAAAGAUAAUCGCAUCCGUGAAUUGGGUCGUUACUUUAAGAAAACCAUUGCUGAUUCGAAUGCUCCUGUACAAGAUAAGGCGCUUGAUGCCCUAAUUGCUUACUUAAAAGCCGCGGAUGCUGAUGCUGGAAGGUAUGCCAAGGAAGUUUGUGAUGCAAUUGUGGCAAAAUGCCUUACUGGGAGGCCAAAAACGGUGGAGAAGGCACAAAUGGUGUUUAUGCUUUGGGUGGAAUUGGAGGCUGUGGAUGCAUUCCUGGAUGUUAUGGAGAAAGCCAUAAAAAACAAAGUUGCUAAAGCUGUUGUUCCUGCCAUAGAUGUGAUGUUUCAAGCUUUAAGUGAAUUUGGUUCAAAAGUUGUGCCACCAAAGAGAAUAUUGAAGAUGCUUCCGGAACUCUUUGAUCAUCAAGAUCAAAAUGUUCGUGCUUCAUCUAAAGGGUUAACACUUGAGCUUUGUCGUUGGAUUGGUAGAGACAAUGUUAAAUCCAUACUGUUUGAGAAAAUGCGGGAUACAAUGAAAAAAGAGUUGGAGGCUGAGCUUGUCAAUGCCACAGGGGCUGCAAAGCCUACUCGGAAAAUAAGAUCUGAGCAAGACAAGGAAUUAGAACAGGAAGUUGUGGGCUCUGGCCCAGCUGGUGAAGAAUCUGCUGCUGAGAUUCCUGAGGAAAUUGAUGAGUAUGAACUUGUUGACCCUGUUGAUAUCUUAACACCAUUGGAGAAGUCAAAGUUUUGGAAAGAUGUGAAAUCUAACAAAUGGUUGGAGAGGAAAAAUGCUGUUGAGGGAUUGAAUAAGCUUGCGUCGACAAAGAGGAUUGCUCCUGGAGAUUUUAUAGAAGUAUGCCGUGCACUUAAGAAGCUUGUUAUGGAUGUAAAUCUUGCUGUAUCAGUAGAAGCAGUCCAGGCAAUUGGAAAUCUUGCAUCGGGAUUAAGAACACAUUUUUCUGCAAGUUCACGCUUCCUGUUGCCUAUUUUACUCGAAAAACUAAAAGAGAAAAAGCCUACUAUGGCCGAGGCACUCUCUCAUACUCUCAAAGCAAUGCACAAGGCUAAAUGUUUGACUCUUGCUGAUAUUGUCGAAGACGUUAAAACAGCUGUCAAAAAUAAAGUUCCACAUGUGCGUUCACUAACAUUGAAUUGGGUAGCAAAUUGUGUUGAGACGAGCAACAAGGCUACUAUUCUUAAAGUGCACAAGGACUAUGUUCCAAUUUGCAUGGAGUGUCUGAACGAUGGAACACCUGAAGUUAGGGAUGCUGCAUUUUCAGUUUUGGCAUCAAUAGGAAAGAUGGUUGGCAUGAGGCCUUUGGAGAAGUCAUUGGAAAAACUUGAUGAUAUCAGACGAAAGAAGCUCUCAGAAAUGAUUGGUAUUUCUGGAUCUGGUGCUUCAACUGUGGGACCCUCAGGUGAAACUGUAUCAUCUGCCCAGGCUUCUGAUGGAACUGUUGUUAAAAAGUCAGCUGCAAGCAUGCUUAGUGGGAAAAAUCCUGCUCCUGCUGCUCCUGCUGGUAAGAAGGUGGCUUCGGGAAAAACAGGUGCUAGCAAGAAAGCAGAUGGACCAAGUCAAAGUCAAACCAAAACAUCUGGUCAACCUGAAGAUGUUGAGCCAGGUGAAAUGAGUCUUGAAGAGAUUGAAACAAGAUUAGAAUCUCUGAUUCAAGCACAAACUAUUGCUGAUUUGAAAAGCAAUGCAUGGCAAAAACGAUCUGAAGCACUUAAUUCAUUCAAACAAGAAGUUGAAGCACUCCAGCAACUUGACAAGUCAGUUGAUAUUUUAAUCCGUCUACUCUGUGUUGUUCCUGGUUGGAGUGAUAAACACAUAAAGGUCCAGCAACUGGUGAUUGAAGUUGUCAACCAUAUAGCUUCUACUGCACCAAAGUUCUCAAAAAAAUGUGUUGUACUUUGCAUAGGAGGGCUUUAUGAAAAAUUGGCUGAUAUUAAGACACGUACUCAAGCUAUGAAAUGUCUAACAACUUUCUCUGAGGCGGUGGGCCCAGGUUUUAUUUUUGAAAGGAUGUUCAAGAUAAUGAAAGAGCAGAAGAACCCUAAGAUUAGUGAGGGCCUGUUGUUGUGGAUGGUUUCUGCAGUUGAAGACUUUGGUGUCGCACAUCUUAAAUUGAAGGAUGUAAUUGAUUUUUGCAAAAAUAUUGGCUUACAAUCAAGUGCAUCUGCUACUAGAAAUGCUACCAUUAAACUUAUUGGUGCAUUACACAAAUUUGUUGGUCCUGAUAUUAAAGCGUUCUUUUCAGAUGUCAAGCCAUCCCUUCUUACUGCAGUUGAGGCAGAGUGUCAAAAAAAUCCUUUUGAGGGUGCAGGCACAAAACCAAAGAAGACUGUCAAGGCAUCAGAUGCUGCAUCAUCAUCAAUGUCUGGUGGUGGCUUGGAUGGCUUGCCACGUGAGGACAUUAGUUCAAAAAUACCACCAGCCCUUCUUAAAGAAUUUGAGAGUUCGAAUUGGAAAGUUCGUUUGCAAUCUAUUGAAGCAGUAAAUAAAAUCGUGGAAGAAGCCAACAAGCGUAUUCAGCCUAAUGGAACUGUGGAAUUGUUUGGGGCUCUUAGAGGUCGGUUGUAUGACAGCAACAAAAAUAUAACCAUGGCUACUUUGACCUGUAUAAGUGGUCUUGCAUCUGCUAUGGGACCCGCAGUUGACAAGUCAAGCAAGGGCAUUUUAUCAGAUGUUUUGAAAUGUCUCGGUGACAACAAAAAGCAGAUGAGAGAAUGUACAUUGGCAACUUUGGAUUCUUGGGUUGCUGUUACUCACCUCGAUAAAAUGGUACCAUAUAUUGCUACUUGUUUGACUGAUGCUAAACUUGGUGUCGAAGGACGGAAGGAUCUUUUUGAUUGGUUAUGUAGACAACUUACAGGAUUAGCAGAGUUUCUUGAUGCCAUUAGUUUGCUGAGACCAGUUGCUAUUGCUAUGACGGGCGAGGUCGGUGGGUGGUGGAUGUUGGUGGGUCGGACGCCGGCGGUUGUGGGGACGGCGGGGUGGUAG
Lactuca virosa is the source of this 3383-nucleotide messenger RNA. Lineage: Eukaryota; Viridiplantae; Streptophyta; Magnoliopsida; Asterales; Asteraceae. The record is from the annotation of a GenBank genome assembly.